ACCACGAACGGUAUUACUAACUUGAAAUUGCGCGAUUUUUGUUUAUAUUUUGUUCGACUUUAAUUUAGUUUUUCCCAAAUAACAUUGCUACAACCCCUCGAUAUGGACUUCAAUAGUAGUACCUACGACCAGAAGUACUUCAACUUCACACCAGCACAGCUUUCGGCAGAGCGCGAACACAUUAUACAGGAUAUCAUCAAGAAAGGCGCUGGAAGGAUCAUUGAUAAGAUAAAGACCCCCGCAACAGCGGACUUAUUGGAGGCCCAGAAGGAAGCCGUGGAACGUCGUUUCCUGGCCUCCGCCUCCAAGGGUCUGAAAGCCCUGCGAGAACUGGACAGCAAGGUGUUCCAUGUGCCACCGCACGUACUUCUCCCGGAACACAUGUUCUUCGAGAAUCAGUUCACCAGCGAGGAGGAGGAGCAGAAGACGGCCGAGCUGGAGGAGCUGAAGGCCAAAUACCGAGAGAACAUGGCGAUGCUGGCCCACCUAAAAGUCGAAGAGGAAAAAUACGCCGCCAUAGAUGAUCUCUGCCAGAAAGAGGUUGAAAUGCAGAAUCGCGUCCAAAAGGACUGCUCCUCCCUCAAUGUGGGCAAGCUGAAGCAAUAUUGCAGCCAAGUCAACAUUAAAAUAGAAGACUUGGAUAAUUAAACGAAUAUGUUACCCCAAUUUUUAGAAAUAGUUGACGUUUAAACAACAUUUAAAAUCUACUUUCGAAUAGAAAACGAUUAAUGUUCGAUCUUUAUACAUUCGAAGUUAAAAAACGUUUUCUUAAUUUUUGUUAAAUUAGUUUCUAAUUAAAUCUGACAUAAAAAUAAAAAAAUAAAAAUUAUAUCAGCCUAUACCUAAAA
Molecule: messenger RNA, 848 nt
Organism: Drosophila biarmipes
Lineage: Eukaryota; Metazoa; Arthropoda; Insecta; Diptera; Drosophilidae
Gene: Mis12
Exons: 3
Coding region: 103-648 (181 amino acids)
Source: RefSeq, a predicted model, not a curated record